This is a messenger RNA of Bufo bufo (common toad), 3818 nucleotides long. It is a transcript of the gene MEOX2, whose product is annotated as mesenchyme homeobox 2. Bases 310 to 1203 code for a protein of 297 amino acids. Gene Ontology annotation, molecular function: DNA-binding transcription factor activity, RNA polymerase II-specific; RNA polymerase II cis-regulatory region sequence-specific DNA binding. Gene Ontology annotation, biological process: positive regulation of transcription by RNA polymerase II. The transcript has 4 exons. Gene Ontology annotation, cellular component: nucleus. NCBI's taxonomy places the organism in Eukaryota, Metazoa, Chordata, Amphibia, Anura, Bufonidae. The record is from RefSeq and is a predicted model, not a curated record.
CCUCUCCUAGUUGUUUCCCCCUUAAAGCAGCUCCAUGGGACCACCUCUGCUGCCUUUAACCUCUCCUACUCUUGACAUCGGAGUAGCUCACAGAAAGCUCAUCUUGGUCAGUGUACAGUGGUUGAAGCAAAAAGAGGAGACAGGCCACCAGGCUGAAGCCCUGGAUUAUCUGCUCUGCGCUGUGAAGAGUCUGCCACCGCCACUGCUGCCACCAUUCGGGGGAAACUAUCAUUUUACAGUGAAAAGUGACAGCCUUGUGGAGUUUAAUCCCUGGUAACUCUGCUGCCGGCAACUUGAACCUUGCAUGCCAUGGAACACACACUGUUUGGCUGCCUACGCAGCCCCCAUGCCACCUCGCAGAGCUUGCACCCUUUCGCCCAAUCUUCGCUGGCCCUCCAUGGAAGAUCAGAUCAUAUGUCCUAUCCUGAUUUAUCCUCGUCUUCGUCCUCUUGCAUAAUUGCUGGCUACCCUAACGAGGAGGGUAUGUUUGGAAGUCAGCAUCACAGAGGGCAUCAUCACCAUCACCAUCAGCAGCAGCAGCACCACCACCAAAGCUUGCAAUCUAAUUGGCACAUUCCUCAGAUGUCCUCACACCUGGCCUCCACCCGACAUAGUCUUUGCCUUCAGCAGGAAUCUGGACCUCCGCAACUGGGAAGCAGCCCCCCUAUAUUGUGUUCAAAUGCAAGUAACCUGGGCACUAAUAGCUCGUCUGGCUCAGCUUGUGUGAGUGGGGACUAUGGCAGGCAGACCCUCUCCCCUUCUGACACAGAAAAGAGGUCAGGCAAAAGGAAAAGUGACAGCUCAGAUUCCCAGGAAGGAAGCUAUAAAUCGGAUGUAAAUAGUAAACCGCGAAAGGAGAGAACGGCCUUCACGAAAGAACAAAUCCGAGAAUUGGAGGCGGAAUUCGCUCAUCAUAACUACCUGACCCGGUUGAGACGAUACGAAAUAGCUGUAAACCUGGAUCUCACGGAAAGACAGGUGAAAGUUUGGUUUCAGAAUCGCAGAAUGAAGUGGAAGCGAGUGAAGGGAGGUCAGCAGGGAGCCGCCGCACGAGAAAAAGAACUGGUCAAUGUCAAAAAAGGAACUUUACUACCAUCUGAGCUUUCGGGGAUUGGAGCUGCCAACCUUCAGCACACAGUUGACUCACUAGCCAACGACGACAGCCGAGACAGCGAUCAGAGCUCGGAACACGCUCACUUGUGAUCCUCAUAUGAAAGAGACUAUAGUUUCAUUCUCAGGAAAGAAAAGAACGUGGCCUGGACUGGCUCUAUCAAAUGCUUCAAGCCCUGAGAUUCUCGGGAACUACUUAUGUAUUUUUGCCCUAGAUUAGAAAAACGUGGAAGCUUUCUUCCACAGGUUGUUGGUGGUAUUGCGGAUCAAUACCCAAUGUUCAGGUGUGGCACUAUUUUUGGAAGAUAGCAACCAUGUUUUUCUUAUCCAGGGCAACCCCUUUAAGGUCUUCUAUGUGAUUCUGUAACAGUGAAUGGGUCCAGGAGUCAGGACAAGAAUCAGAAAUGUAGGAAGUUGCCACAGUAUAGUAAUGUAUUGAGGCACAGCUAGCUACCUGUUUCUUUACCUGGGCAAAUAUUCCCUUUUAUGCCCUAUUCCUGUAUCCAAAUACCAUCGGAAGGCAGAGGGCAUUUCUAGACACCCAACAUCCAGAUCACAUGCAGACCAUCCCCCCAACUACACCUUUGGCUCCUCUCUAGGGGGGUUUCAAUAUCAGAAAAGGGGCAAAAGUCAAGUGAAGCAGUUGAUUAUACCAAAUAGGUUGCAAAAAUAAGAACUAUAAUUUGACCAGUUGCCAUGGGCAAUGUCUAGACUUUCCUCUUGAACCAACGACUCAAAUUAUAAUGUGAUACCUGAAGAGGCAAUAGUAGGGGUGUAAUAGUCCCCUAUAAUGCCAAACAGAGGGUGGGAACUUCAGGAAUCCCAAGGCCAUAUUCACACUUUGAAAUAUAUGGUAUGUGACAAGAAAGUCCUUGUACAUAUGUUGAAAGUAUCCAGAGGUCCUCUUUCACCUGGUGGUUCCCGAAAAUGUCUCUCUUUCAUGUAUGCCUGUUCCAGUAGGUAUUUUUUUUUUGGUAUAUUAGAUGGCAUGGUAGACAACAGCAUUCCAUGCAGUGGAAUGCAGUAAAAUAAUGUAUACCACACCGUAUAUGGCGUCCUAUGAGCUACAUACGGUAUGCCACUGUAUGCCUUAUCAGAGCCUUUCGUCAGAGGUAUGCAUUGGCAAAUCUUCCCAGUGGAUGGCAAUGAUGAAGUGUGAACAGAACCUUAGAAAUAGCACAGAUUGCAUCACAUGAUCCCUUUCAACUAGUUGAGAGAGAUCAAAUGAUACCCAUCCUCCAGUAAUGGAGACCACCUUUAACUGGCUGUAGAUGCCACUCCACAUAUUCUGGAGAUGGUUUUGUUCCUAGGCCACACUGUUCCCAAAUUCCGAGCAAUCGUUAAGCUUCCAAAAUCCUUUUCAGUCCAUGUGCUCAAGAGGGCGUGAUCCUCAAUGGCUAGAGACUGAGCUCUGGUUCACUAAUUGUUGAGAAUGAUACCACCUUGACUUUGCAUAGCCACAAUAGCAUACUGGGAGCUGAAACUACCAGCAACAAUUGCUUGGGAAUUGUUUGUCCUAGAAAAACAAGAAAACAGUUAUGGGGUUUUUAGGUGGUAGGUAAAGCCAGGUAAUGUGGUCUAUCAUUGUUGGAGGAUGUGACAUCCUCUUUUAGCUCCCUUGGUUGACACUUUUGGGGGCUGUUUAUUAAGGGAAUUGCACCCUCUGGUAGAACUCUACUAGGCAAUUGCAUUAAAUUCCUUAUUUUUGAAGUCUGUCAUAGAGACAGUUUAUCUAGAAAAGGACUUUUUAUCCAUGCUAAACUGCGGACAGCACUGGGUAGGGGGUGAGGAGUGCAGUACAAACAUACAUUUUGUGGAACUCCUAUCUGGAGUAGUGUGAACAUGAAGUUGUAUUCUGUUAGAUUCUGCUCCUUUAAGGGGUUUCCAGUUUUUGGAGAUUUUUAAACAGAAACCUGCUGCAUGUUGCUCCCUGUCACUUCUUCACAGUUCCAACAAUGGUGCAGUCGGCACUCCGUUUGUUCAGUGGCGUGGUGCACGUGUCCCCGAUCAAUCUCCCAUGUAAGCUAUACAAGACAAGACCGACACUCACUGGAUGCGAUAUCUUUCUUUUAUUUGUUACAUGAAGAACAACUGUGACACGUUUUGACUCGUAAGGUGAGCCUUUCUCAAACAGACCAGACAGGUCUGUUUGAGAAAGGCUCACCUUACUAGCCAAAACGCGUCACAGUUGUUCUUCAUGUGACAAAUAAAAUAAAGAUAUCGCAUCCAGUGAGUGCCAUUCUUUACAGUUUCCUGGUUUCCUUCUCUGGACUUCCAAUCCAUUUUUGUAAUCUUGUGGACAGAUGGGUUCAUGUAGCAAAUUAUGUGCCUGCCUCAGUGUGACUUGACCCCAAGCCCCACAUGACCCAGCAGUGAUCUGCUGCUUGGAGAUACCUCUCUACUGAGGCCAGUCAUUGGCCGUAUGUGACACCAUCUGUUUAGAAGUUUGCAAAACACAGACCUAAGGACUAGAAAAAGGAGCCAGGGAGCUGGAACAGGGCUGUGGGGAGCAACAUGCUGAAAGGGGUUGUUAAAAAUGUCCCCAAAACUGGACAAAUCAUUAAAGGAGCAAAAUCUCGCAGAGUAAAACUUCACAUUCACACUACCCCUGAUAACUUAAUUUCCAAAAAAGGUAUGUUUUUUCCCAGCUCAUACUUGUUGCUGGCAGCAGUUUAGCAUGGUCAAAACUGAUGGCAGACUCCCUUUAA